AUGGCCAGGGUAGGCGAGAGAGCAAGGGCAGGCGCCCCGGCAGAGGGCGCGCGGUCGCCCUCUGCCCCGCCAGGGUCAGGCGCCCCCUCCCCCGCGCCCUGGCCGAACGGCCGGGCUAUUUUUACGCGUGGACACCGGACACCAGGCUGGGGCGGCGGCGGCGGCAGCCGAGGCGGGCGGCGGCCGGCGCACGUGCCGCUCGACGUCUUCCUGGAGGAGGUGGCCUUUUACGGGCUCGGCGCGGCGGCGCUGGCGCGCCUGCGCGAGGACGAGGGCUGCCCCAUGCCGCCCGAGCGUCCCCUGCCCCGCCGCGCCUUCGCGCGCCAGCUCUGGCUGCUCUUCGAGUUCCCCGAGAGUUCGCAGGCCGCGCGCGUACUCGCCGUCGUCUCCGUGCUCGUCAUCCUUGUCUCCAUAGUCGUCUUCUGCCUCGAGACGCUGCCCGACUUCCGCAACGACCGCGACAACCCGGGGCUCGCUGCGGUGGCGGCUGCUGGCCCGUUCCCCGCUCGUCUGAAUGGCUCCAGCCCAGUGCCUGGAACCCUGUCCCGCAUGCCCUUCGAUGACCCGUUCUUUGUGGUGGAGACGUUGUGCAUCUGUUGGUUCUCCUUUGAGCUACUGGUGCGCCUGGCGGCCUGCCCAAGCAAGGCGGCCUUUUUCAAGAACGUGAUGAACCUCAUCGAUUUUGUGGCCAUCCUACCAUACUUUGUGGCGCUCGGCACUGAGCUUGCCAGGCAACGGGGCGUGGGCCAGCCGGCCAUGUCACUGGCCAUACUACGAGUCAUCCGACUGGUGCGUGUCUUCCGAAUCUUCAAGCUGUCCCGGCACUCAAAGGGCCUGCAGAUCUUGGGCCAGACACUGCGGGCCUCCAUGCGUGAGCUGGGUCUCCUCAUCUUCUUCCUCUUCAUCGGCGUGGUUCUCUUCUCCAGUGCGGUCUACUUUGCAGAGGCCGACCGGGAAGAUUCCCAUUUCACCAGCAUCCCUGAGUCGUUUUGGUGGGCGGUGGUCACCAUGACCACAGUUGGCUAUGGAGACAUGGCACCUGUCACUGUGGGCGGCAAGAUAGUGGGCUCUCUGUGUGCCAUCGCCGGCGUGCUGACCAUUUCCCUGCCCGUGCCGGUCAUUGUCUCCAACUUCAGCUACUUUUACCACCGGGAGACAGAAGGCGAAGAGGCUGGGAUGUACAGCCAUGUGGACACGCAGCCCUGUGGCCCACUGGAGGGCAAGGUCAAUGGGGGGUUGGUGGAUGGAGAGAUGCCUGAGCUCCCACCUCCACUCUGGGCCCCCCCUGGGAAACACAUGGUCACCGAAGUGUGA
This is a messenger RNA of Suricata suricatta (meerkat), 1314 nucleotides long. RefSeq names its product potassium voltage-gated channel subfamily A member 7 (gene KCNA7). The transcript is spliced from 4 exons. The record is from RefSeq and is a predicted model, not a curated record. Gene Ontology annotation, molecular function: delayed rectifier potassium channel activity. Gene Ontology annotation, biological process: potassium ion transmembrane transport. Gene Ontology annotation, cellular component: membrane; voltage-gated potassium channel complex. The coding region runs from base 1 to 1314 and encodes 437 amino acids. NCBI's taxonomy places the organism in Eukaryota, Metazoa, Chordata, Mammalia, Carnivora, Herpestidae.